This is a messenger RNA of Trypanosoma cruzi, 1059 nucleotides long. RefSeq lists its product as uncharacterized. Bases 1 to 1059 code for a protein of 352 amino acids. Gene Ontology annotation, molecular function: acyltransferase activity, transferring groups other than amino-acyl groups. NCBI's taxonomy places the organism in Eukaryota, Euglenozoa, Kinetoplastea, Trypanosomatida, Trypanosomatidae. The transcript has a single exon. The record is from RefSeq and is a predicted model, not a curated record.
AUGCUGCUCAGUGACGAGCAUGCGGCGUUGCUGGCGAAGUACUACCGAACGGUCCAGCUCAGCGGGGAGCAGAAGGAUCUUCUUAUAGAGAAGUACUGGGAGGCCAAUAAGGAGGAGCGGAGCGAGAUUGCGCGCGCGUACUCCGCCCUUUUUGCGACCGACGCGACGUUUAUGCAGCGGCUGAUGGCGUACUACGACACGCACGUUGCCCCUUUAAAUCGGGGGAAGACAAGCGGUCGUCACAGCGGCGGAGGGGAGGUGGGGAGGGGUGAAGUGAACCCCCGCCUGAGUCCACCUCCUGCUGAUGACGAGGGCCAGCCGCCACCACCCCACCACCACCACCCACAGGGGCGACCAUCGCGGGCCACCAAGUCAGGGGGUGGGGCAACCCUUUCGCACGCACAGUUGUUGCUUCGCACAGCGAUUCAGGAUCAAUACCAGAAACUUACCGGAGACGGCCCGUUUUCGAUCUCUUUUGGGCUCGUGCAGACGGAGGAGGAACGCCGCGAGGCGGUUGAUUUGUAUUCAACGCAGUUUCAGUACCCGGACCCACCGGAGCUGCAGCGGUUAGUGAUCCUUCCGCAAUCCCACUCGACGCGUACGCGGCGAUGUGCAAAGGGGGGAUACACGUGGUAUAUUCGCUCGCACACAACCAAAGAGAUGGUCUGCGUGGCCACCAUAAAGGCCCACCACUACGACACUCACCGUUUUGUGGAGGUGCCGCUUUUUGCGACGGGUGUUGGGUACAAAAAAAAUGGUUUUGGACGGCUGUUGAAUGCUGCCCUCCAAAAGUGGUGUGCCGAAGCAGGAUUUGAGUUUAUGAUGAUUUCCGCCGAUGUGCAAGCCAUUCCCUUCUGGUCACAUCUGGGGUAUGCAACCAUGUCGAAGAGCGAGCUCACACGUAUUGCCUUUUAUUACGAGCACAACUGCUACAAGUUUAAGGGUGCUGAAGCAAUGAUUCGGUACUGUAAGAAACAACCCACGCACAGCGUGCAAGCUGCCCUUGAGCGAAUGUCAAAGAUCGUCGUUGUAGGUCCCCUCGCUCUACCGAACCCAUGA